CUUAAUUACCCAAACUCAUUUCAGCAACAUAUACACAAGCCAUAGCUAGCCUGGCUUGGCUGACAGGCUAGACAAACCCAUCAUGUCAUGCCUUGCUGAAACCUUACUGUUCUUAUUAUUAUCAUUACUGGCUUGUCCGGCUUUAUCAGACCCGUUGUAUCAGUCAUGCGGCACAACCGGCAACUACACCACAAACAGCACCUACCAAUCCAACCUCUUGACACUCCUCUCCUCGCUCUACUCCAAUGGCUCUAUUUCAGGCUUCUACAAGAACACAGUGGGCACAGUGCCCAACGACAAGAUCUAUGGCCUGGUCCUCUGCCGCGGCGACAUUAAUACUACCACUUGCCGCAACUGCCUCGAAGUCGCCAUGCAAGACGUGCUCCAAAUAUGCUCCAACAAAAAGGGUGCACUUGUAUGGUAUGACCUCUGCCUCCUCGGUUAUUCCAACCAAAACUUCCUCUCCUCUACCAACGACUCCAAUCCCCUCAUCAUGUACAAUGCCCAGAACUUGUCUGACCCUGAGAAGUUUAACCGGCUUGAGGUUGACCUUAUAGUUAUGGAUAUGAUAGCCCGUUCUGCAGCUAACUCAUCCCGGAGAUUCGCCACAUGGGAGACACCCGUCACUGUGUCUUACCAUAAAAUAUACGGCUUGGGCCAGUGCACCCCGGAUUUGUCUGGAGAUCAGUGCUAUCUAUGCUUGAAAGGUGUUUUUAAGGUGAUUCCUGAUUUUGUAUAUAGUCGAGGACUGAGAGUUAUUGGAGUGAGAUGCAAUUUCAGGUUUGAGCUGUAUCAGUUCUAUCAAUAUGAAGAGCCCCUGCUGCCACUGUCUGCUCCCUCUCCUCGGUCGAACGAUACGAAUACCACGACCACGACCACGACCACAGCUGAGGAAGGAAGCAGGAACCAUGCAGGAAUGGUUGUUCUUUAUGUUGCCCUUCCUUUCAUUGCUUCCAUAGUGCUUCUCUCUCUUAUUUAUGUGAUUUUUUGGGGGAGAACUAAUAGGAAGCUGGUAUUCUUUCCUGAAAUUAAAGAUGAAACACUAUUGACAAGUGCAGAGUCCAAAUUGUUUGAUUUGAGUACCCUAAGAGAAGCUACUAACAACUUCUCUGAUGCAAACAUGCUAGGUGAAGGUGGAUUUGGUCAGGUGUACAAGGGAGCAUUGAAGGAUGGGCAAGAAAUAGCUGUGAAAAGGCUAUCUAGGACAUCUGAGCAAGGAUUGUUGGAGUUGAGGAAUGAGGUGGUUUUUGUUGCUAAGCUUCAACAUAGGAACCUUGUAAGGUUAUUGGGAUGUUGUUUAGAAGAGAAGGAAAAGCUUCUUGUCUAUGAGUACCUUCCAAAUAGGAGUCUUGACAAGAUUCUAUUUGAUCCUCUUAGAAGCCAAUCAUUGGAGUGGUGUCUAAGAUACAAGAUUAUUGAAGGCAUUAGUCGAGGACUUUUUUAUCUUCAUGAAGAUUCACGUCUAAAAAUUAUUCAUCGAGACUUAAAGGCAAGUAAUGUUUUGCUAGACAAGGAUAUGAACCCAAAAAUUUCUGACUUCGGUCUUGCUAAGCAUUUCGGGGCAAAUGAGACACAUAAAGACACAGGAAGAAUUGCUGGAACACAUGGAUACAUGGCGCCUGAGUAUGCUAUUUAUGGAAGAUUGUCACCCAAAUCAGAUGUUUUCAGCUAUGGUGUCUUGGCCUUGGAGAUUGUGACUGGUGGAAAAAAUAGUGACUUUGAAAAAUGUAAUCCUCCAACAAACCUUCUCACCCAUGUUUGGCGGCAAUGGAAUGAAGGGAAUCCAUUGGAGUUGGUUGACCAAACUCUUGGUAACAUAUUCAUCAAAGAACAGGUGUUGAGAUGCAUCCAUAUUGGGUUACUUUGUGUCCAAGAAGACCCAACAAAGAGACCUAGCAUGGCUUCAGUUGUGAACAUGCUCAACAAUGACUCUGUUUCUCUUCCAAUAUCUACUGCACCAGCUUUCUUCAUCUCACCGGAUGAAGUUCUUGAUUUUGUUAUCGAGGAGGAUGCCAAUGGAUAUAAUCAUGCCCAGAUGAUCUCUGAAAAUGAAGUAUCUAUCUCUGAAAUAGGCCCUCGAUAAUAUAAAUUUGAUCUCCAGGUUUGUCAAGAAGAAUGUUGCACAUAUUGCUUACUAUUAGUUGACUAUGUCUUUGAAAAAAAAAUUAAUUAUUUUGUGCAAUUUAUCGAUGAAUACAGUACAAAAUAUAAUGAUCAAGCUUGUCUGAAUUGUAUUUA
Messenger RNA from Dioscorea cayenensis subsp. rotundata (Guinea yam), 2238 nucleotides. Its product is annotated as putative receptor-like protein kinase At4g00960. The record is from RefSeq and is a predicted model, not a curated record. The transcript is spliced from 6 exons. Gene Ontology annotation, biological process: protein phosphorylation. Gene Ontology annotation, molecular function: ATP binding; protein kinase activity. Lineage: Eukaryota; Viridiplantae; Streptophyta; Magnoliopsida; Dioscoreales; Dioscoreaceae. The coding region runs from base 83 to 2083 and encodes 666 amino acids.